Leptopilina boulardi is the source of this 3417-nucleotide messenger RNA. RefSeq lists its product as uncharacterized. The transcript is spliced from 4 exons. The coding region runs from base 971 to 1975 and encodes 334 amino acids. The record is from RefSeq and is a predicted model, not a curated record. NCBI's taxonomy places the organism in Eukaryota, Metazoa, Arthropoda, Insecta, Hymenoptera, Figitidae.
CACUUAAUGUGCUCAAUAAUGAUUCUGAAGAUGAGGUUUUACUUUCUGACAGUAGUGAUGACUCAUUAAUGGAUACUUCUUUUGAUGGCGAUAGUGAAAAUUCAAACAAACUAUCCUCAAACGAAGACACAGAUGAUGAUCUGGUAGACGAGGACUCUUGUGGAAAUGCUUUUAAAAUUAAAUUGCGUCAUUGGGCUUUGAUUUUUAACAUUAGCCUUGUUGCUUUGACUGCAUUGCUACUUCUUUUAAAAUCAGUUUUACCAUUUCCUUUGCCCUUGGAUGCAAGAACCUUGAUGGGAACAGUCAGAUUUGUAAAAAUUUCGGAAAUUUGCGGUGGGCAAUAUUAUCAUUUUGGUGUCGAGAGAGCCGUAAGGGGUAUUCUUCGAGAGUACCAGAAAAGGGGAAAAUCAAUUAAGGAAGUUAAAUUAAUAUGUAAUAUAGAUGGUUUACCCAUCUCAAAAUCUGGGACUGAAAGCCUUUGGUUAAUUCUAUGCUCUGAAAUAAAUGGAGACAUAGUAUAUCCUGUUGGAGCGUUUUACGGCGCAUCAAAACCAGAAGAUGCUAAUGAUUUUCUAAAGGAAUUUGUUGAAGAAUUAAUUUAUAUAUGUAAUAAUAAACUAAAAGAUUCUGAUGUUUCAAUAUCGUGUACAGCUAUAGUUUGCGAUGCUCCGGCAAAAUCUUUCACCUUUUAUCUGAAAGGACAUACGGGAUAUAAUAGCUGUUCAAAAUGCACCAUUAGAGGUAAAUAUAUUGCGCGAAAAGGAAAUGAGAAAGGUAAAGGAAAACGUAAGAAGAAAGGCAAAGGUCGAAAAAAAGGGGAACUGUAUGUUUUCCAGGAAUCAAACCUUCACCUCUGAAAACAGAUGGAGGAUUUAUUAAUAAUGAUUAUCAAGAAUUCGACAAUGGAAAAGAGACAAUCUUAACCCAAAUUCCAAAUUUCGGUUGCAUCUCCAAUGUGCCUUUAGAUUAUAUGCACCUGGUAUUGUUAGGUGUAAUUAAGAAACUCAUACAGUUAUGGGUGAAGGGUCCACUUAAAGUGAGAUUAAGUUCAGAAGAAAUAAGAAAAAUUUCUAAAAGACUGUUGAAUCUUCGUUGCAGCAUACCUUGUGAAUUUGGGAGAAAACCACGAUCGUUAUUGACAUAUGCACAUUGGAAGGCAACAGAGUUUCGGACAUUCUUAUUAUAUACAGGACCUGUGGUUUUGAAGAAAAUAAUGGUAAAUGGUGUAAAAAAGGAAAUGUAUGAGAACUUCUUACUUCUACAUACUGCGAUAUCUGUUUUAGUGAGCGAAAUUAAUCUUUCUCCAGAGAAUAUACAGUCUUGUCACGAAUUGUUAGUAAAUUUUGUCCAAGGUUUUCAAAAUAUUUAUGGGGAACAAUUUGUGUCACAUAAUGUGCACAACUUAUUACACCUUAUUGCGGAUGUUAAGAAGUUUGGACGCUUGGACAAGUACAGUGCUUUUAGAUUCGAGAACUAUAUGUCAACGAUAAAGAGAAUGAUAAAAAAAGGACAUAAACCUCUUGAACAAAUUGCCAAAAGAUACUCUGAACGCGAAGCUGUACUAAAUGAUGUGAAUAUUAAAAAAACAAAUUUGCAAAGACCACACAACACCGGACCAAUUACUAAAGAUGUCUCCGAUAUAAAAAAACAGUAUAAAGUAUUCCAGACUGAAUCAGUUAAAAUUAAUUCUCUUCAAUUAAAGAAUAGUUGCGUUUUGUUAAAGGACGGUACCUUCGGUCAAGUUUUAAAUAUUAUCGACUGUAUCAAUGAUACACGACUAAUAGUACAGAGAAUCAUGUCUACUGAUGCAUUAUAUGAAUUCCCAGAUUCUAGGUUGAUAAACAUACAUAAAGGAAUUCUUUUGAAAGACACCAUGUUCUCCACUUCGACAAAAAACUUACUGUGCAAAGUAUGGAGAGUACCAACUUCAGAAGAAGUAAUCCUGCUCCCUUUGCAACACUUAAUAAUUAUAUGAAUACCAUUUGAAAAAUAUUGAAAACUUAGAUUUAUAUGCUGGAAGAUAAUCAUAAUAAAAUCAAGAAAAGCAACAUUGGCGAUUUUUGUCUCCUAUCCUCGUAUGAAUUGACCCUUCUGCAUUACAUUUUUGUAAAUAGCAAUCUCUGAAGUAGCCGAUUAAGAAAUUACAGUCAAAAUUGUGAAAGUGAGAGAAAUUGAAAGUUUAUUGGGGAAUGAUAAAAUAGACGAGUUACUAAAAAAGGGAUGCAUCAAAUUUCAUGAACUUGAGUGGGAAGUUUUUUAAUAUUCAAAUAUGAAACUUGUCUUUAGUAUUGGUUCAUAUAUGUUUCCGCAGUACUGAUACAAGCAUUGUAUGAAGGGAUAUAUUUUGGAAAAUUUCUAAUUGUGGACUGAAGAUUCAUAAAACAAUGGAAUUUAUCAUUAAGAGCAUUAUCUUAGCUGCUCGAGAAAAAGAUCGUGCAGGUUGUUUUGCUGAAAAUCGAAUUAUCACAAGGAAUAAAAAAUUGGAAAAUUUUAUUUUAGUUAGAAUCAGCAAGGAUUAACAUCUGAAUAACUAAACAUAAGUCACCGUGCUUAAUAGUGAAUAAUGUAACAUCAGUCAGGUCUACAAGGAGGAGAAGAAAACAACUGUUAAGAAAUCGCUUCUGAUACAGAAGCAAGUAAAAUUAACAAUAUAUUUCAAGAUCUUGUUUGUUUCAUUUGCUGGUUUCACAGGCUGUUCCCUAUUUCCCUUAAAGUCCCAUUUUUUAAUUUUUAAAAAGUCCCCUAUUUCCAAACCUUUUCCUAACUUUCCCCUUUUUUCCACAAAGGCAUUAUAAAAUCUUAAUUUUUGAGGUUUCGGUUACACAGUAAACACUGACAAAACUGAAAAUUGGUACAUUGAUGUCAUUUUCUCAAGAAAAUACAGAAAUUCAGCAUCAUUUAAAUAAUUUUCAUAGUCCCCUAAAAGUCCUCUAUUUUUAUAUUUUUAGUCCCCUAUUUCUCCUAAAAUACUUUUUAGGGUCACUGUGAAGCCUGCAUUGUAAUCAAUAUAUUUUUGUAAAGUAAAAUGCAAUUUAGGAUUCAGAAAUUAAAAUAAUUUCUUUGGUUUUAAAAUGUUUAUGAUAGCCUUAUAAAAAAAUGAAGUAACGAAAAAAAUACUUUUGAAAAUUAUUUAAAAUGCGUAUUUAAGUGCAUAAAUUUUGUGCAUAGCAAUUUAAAAAUUUCUGGAAGUUAUUUAAUAAUAUUGUUUCUCAGUGUAGUUGCUCACACUAAUAAAAGCCCGUAAAAAGCUACUUGCAAACCGAAAAAUUUCAAUUGGUUUCAAAUAGUUUUACCGAUUUUUUUGAAAAAUUACUUCCAAUUUGAAAAAGAUAUAAAAAAUUGUUAUGUUAAUAAUUCUGAAAAAUUACUUUUUAAAAUUAAAUAAUUAAAACAAAAUACACUUAUAAAUAUCUACAG